Molecule: messenger RNA, 5717 nt
Organism: Scleropages formosus (Asian bonytongue)
Lineage: Eukaryota; Metazoa; Chordata; Actinopteri; Osteoglossiformes; Osteoglossidae
Gene: jakmip2
Product: janus kinase and microtubule interacting protein 2
Exons: 22
Coding region: 2317-4785 (822 amino acids)
Molecular function (GO): microtubule binding; kinase binding
Source: RefSeq, a predicted model, not a curated record
UAUUGCAUAUAUUAACUUAAAUUUAAUUGGUGAGGAUAAAAAUAUAAGCAUUUACAAGAUGUUAUAAUGUUCUGGUUAUGCUGUCAUUAGUGGUAUUUGAAUCCAGAAGAUAUUUAGGUUUUAAGGAUGUUGUUACAAUAUUGGUCUGAAGGUUAUCUGUGAUAUAUUACCAGGCUGUUUUAGAAGUUAUUUAAAAGAGGUUCUUUAUCCCAUUCUAAUAGUUUCUCACCACAUCAUGUAUAUUGGAAUAUAUACUGUACUGUAUAAAUGAAUGAUGAUUGAGAAGGAGCUGUGUAAGGCUUAAGCAGGAGGAAGUACAUUUUCAAAUAAUUCUGAUAUGUGAGCUCAGAGGAGAGAAUUUGUGAACCUGUUACAAUCUCAGGAUGUCUUUCAGCCUCACAACACUCUAUGUACAACAACCUGACAAAUAUGUUCUUUUAAAGCAAGGGAAAAAACAGGUAUGAACUGUAGUUGAAGAAAUUGUUUUGCAAUUGUGUAAUACUCUUAUUAGCACAAAGAGAUUUUAUUGUCAGCAGUGUGCAAUAAUAUAUUUAAGAACUAAAAAGAUCACAAAAGAAAGAAAUGGCCAUUUGAACAAAUAUUUAAUGUAAUGUUUUGACAGUGUUUUCAGUGAAUGGGUUUCCUCCUAUUGUUUGGAUUGACAAGAUGAAAUAAAGAUAAAUUCUGUACUAAGGAGACAUGUAACCUUUAAGUAAAGGAGUGCGUUAAGGAAUAUGUAUGAAAAAAUACAAUUCAACGUGGCUAAAACUCCUUUGAUUCUGCUAAACUUAAGGGGAUGAAAUGUGUUUUUGCUGUGUCUGCAUGACAUUUCAACUGUUAACUUUGUUGAGAGGAGCUGAGGUCAUUGUGCUAAAAUCAGUGCCGCUUUUGAGGGGAAACCGAGUUGUACUUCAAUUUCACCACUAGGCGGCGCUGAAUGUUCCGAGUAUAUAUGAAUACAGUACUGCCUGUAUGGGUGUAUCGUCACAUAUCCAUUAUAAGACACUAACAAAAACCCCCGGAUUUUAUUGUAAAUGUGAAUUUACAAAAAGCCAUGCUUUAUGAUUUAUUUUCAAGCUGUUUUUUGUUAUUGUAAAACAGCUAAUGAUUACAGCCUUUCAGUUGAAGGAAGUUUCGAAUCCCACUGCUGCUGUAGUACCCUUGAUCCGUGUACUAACGUUGAAUUUAUACAGUAAAACAAGGGCAGCGGCUGGAUUAUUAAAAGUAAAGGCUUUUAUAAGAAAUGCUGUACCAGUAGAGAAACCUAGCAAUAGAAAGAGAGAGGGCGCGCGCAGGGCUCAUUUAAAGUGACAGUGCACCUUUAAUAGAAAAGUCUAUGACUUUAAGAAAAAACACAACCCCUAAAAAUAAUGUAAAAAAUAAUGUAGCCGAUUUUACAGCAAUAAAAAAUGAGUCUUAUGGACUUUGCUAGAAUUACGUAUGCACGGCAUCCUACGUAUUUUUCACUAUAAUUUAAAUAAAUGACGUUUAAAAGAACUUGGCUAAAAUUGUUCAGUUUACAAAAUGAAAAUUACAGGUUGCAAGUACGGAGUGAUAAGGUGAUUGACCCACGAUCGCGAAAAUGAGCGACGCUCGUCCCGCGAAACAGGUUCCAUAAUUUUUAUGGGAAUAAAAUAAUAAUUAUAACCCCGCUACGUACGAGCCGCUUCGCUGUAACGCGCAUUUUUGGUCCAUGAUGAUGAUGAACGCAGUAGGCGAGCAGUCCGUGUAAAACACAAUUUCGGGGCGAACAGGUGAUUCUGUGAAUGAGAAUACAGUCCGAAGGGCGGCAGGGCAGGCGGAGCGGGUCGAGCGCCGCGCUGUCACACACACUUCUUCGCAGGAGCGACGCCGGAAGCCGCGCUUUUUUGUGUCGGACAGGCCGCGGUCCCCAUCAUCACCAUCCCGUCCAUCCCAUUCAUUCCCACGGGGACCCGGUGGACAACGUGGAGCUCGUCGAGACGGCGGGUGUGCGGAUUUCUGCGCAUCCACCGAGCUCCCCUCUACAUACACACCCACACACACACACACACACACCCCCAGGAGGGCGGGGUCUCUGCCUCCCGUCGCUUUGUGCGGCUGCUGAUGCUGAUGCUGUGCUGCAGGAGGGAGCGGAGCCGCGCCGCGCCGCGCUAUGGACACACUGUCCUCCACCGCAGGCCUUCACACACCGCGCACGCUAAACACACGGUCUUUUGAAUACUAGGAGAAUGAGGAAGAGGAGGGAUUGGAAGCAUUGGAGGACCUUAGUGCAUUUCUACGAGGCGAUGGACAUUUCAGCACUGAAGCAUUUUAAGAGCUUUAGUUUUUGACCCGAUGGCGAAAAAGGGCCGAUCCAAGGGUGAGAAGCCCGAAGCGAUCAUAUCUGCCUUACAGGCAGCCAACGAAGAUCUCCGGUCCAAAUUGACGGAUAUUCAGAUCGAGCUGCAUCAGGAGAAAUGCAAGGUGAACAAGCUGGAGCGCGAGAAGGUGCAGGAGGGCAAGCGGAUUCGCGAGCAGGAGCAGCACCGGCACACGGCGGCGCUGACGGAGCUGCGCGCUCGCUGGCACGAGGAGAAGCAGAGGGAGCUGCAGGCGCUGCGCGAGUCGCUGGGGCGCCAGCACGAGCAGGAACUGGCGCGAGCCGCCAAGCUCAAGGAUGGAGAGAACCAGCGGCUGAAGGCGGCGCUGGGCGCCCUGCGGGAUGGCAGCGGGGAGAAGGUGCGCACCACCCUGGUGCUUGAGGCCCGCGAGGAGGCCCGCCGCUUCUUCGACCAGGAGCGCGUGCGGCUCCUGCAGGAGAUCGCCGAGCUCAAAGCGUCCAAGAAGCAGACGGACGAGGCGCUCAGCAACAUGAUCCAGGCCGAUAAGAUGAAGGCCGAGGACCUGCGCACUGAGCACCAGCUGCACCAGGAGCAGAUCUCCAAGAUUAAGUGGGACUGUGAGCGCGACAUUCGGAGACUGGUGGAUGAGAUCAAGGCCAAGGAUCGCACCAUCUUCUCGCUGGAGAAGGAGCUGGAGUCGGCCACUGGCUUCCUGCAGAAGCUGCAGCUCCAGAAGGACGCGCUGGACGAGCAGCUUUUCCUGGCCAAGGAGGCCGAGUGCAACCUGGGGAGCCCCAAGCGGGAGGUGCCGGGGCGUGCCGGGGCAGAUGGAGCAGAGCACUGUGGGAGCCCGGACAUGCGUAGGAACCAGAGGCGCUUAGCGGAGCUCAACGCCACCAUCCGGAAGCUGGAGGACCGGAACACGCUGCUGGUGGACGAGCGGAACGAGCUGCUGAAACGUGUGCGGGAAUCUGAGCGGCAGUGCAAGCCCCUGCUGGAGAAGAACAAGCUCCUCAACAAGAGGAACGAGGAGCUGACCCAAUCCCUGCAGCGCCAGGAGGAGAAGCUCAAGGCCCUGACCAAGGAGAAUGCGGAAAUGAAGGAAAAAAUGAGCUCUCACCCACCUCUUAAGAAGCUCCGGUCCCUGAAUGACCUGGACCAGGCGCAGGACGAGCAGGAGAUAGAGUUCUUGAAGUUGCAGGUCCUCGAACAGCAGAACAUGAUCGACGACUUGACCAGGGACAGAGAAAAACUUUUGCGGAAGAAGAGGCAUAAAAGAAGCUCCAGGCCUAUAAAGCGACACAUUGUGGUGGACACCUUUUUCGGGUACGACGAAGAGUCGAUGGACUCCGAAACGUCUUCGGUGGCCUCCUUCCGAAUGGACCGCACGCCUGCAACUCCCGACGAGGACCUAGAUGAGGGUCUGGCUGCGGAGGAGUCAGAGCUACGCUUCCGGCAGCUGACGCGGGAGUACCAGGCCCUGCAGCGAGCCUACGCCCUGCUCCAGGAGCAGAAGGGAGGCAUCCUCGAUGCAGAGAUAGAGUCAAAGGCUCACGAGAAGCUGCAAGCAGAUGUUCUCAGGUACAAAGCCAAGAUUGAAGAUCUCGAGAACGAGCUCAAUCAGAAGGGACAGGACUCCAAGUGGGUGGAAGAAAAGCAGUCGUUCCUAAGGAGAAACCAGGAGCUUCUCGAAAAGGUCGAGAAGCUUGAAGUGGAUAUGCGUCGCCUUCAGCAGGAGUUACAGGACUCCAGGGACCAGAACGAGUUACUGGAGUUUCGAAUCCUCGAGCUGGAGGAGCGGGAACGGCGGUCUCCUCCGUUCAACCUGCAGAUCCACCCGUUCACGGAGGGGGUCAGCGCCCUGCAGAUUUACUGCAUGAAAGAGGGAGUGAAGGAUGUCUGUAUUCCUGAUCUCAUCAAGCUCCUCGAUAUUCUUGGUGAUAAUGGGAACCUGAGAAAUGAAGAACAAGUAGCCAUUAUUCAAGCCAGUACUGUCCUGUCUUUGGCAGAAAAGUGGAUCCAGCAGAUUGAAGGCACAGAGGCAGCGCUGCACCAAAAGAUGAUGGACCUGGAGCUUGAGAUGGAGAUGUUCCGCAAGCAGAAGGGCUACCUGGAGGAAGAGCUGGACUACAGGAAACAGGCCCUCGACCAAGCGUACAUGCAAAUCCAGGAGCUCGAGGCCACGCUGUACAACGCCCUGCAGCACGACUCGGCCGUCAAGUACGGCGAACCGCUGAGCGACGGGCAGAAGGACGAGCUGCGCAUGGCGGUGGAGAAGCUGCGCAGGCAGAUGUUGAGGAAGAGCCGGGAGUACGACUGUCAGGUGCUGCAAGAGCGCAUGGAGCUGCUGCACCAGGCCUACCAGAGAAUCCGAGACCUAGAGGAUAAAACGGAUAUUCAAAAGAGACAAAUCAAGGACUUGGAAGAGAAGUUUCUGUUUCUCUUCUUGUUCUUCUCUCUCGCCUUCAUCCUUUGGCCUUGAUGUGUCGUGACACAUCCUCCCCCCCGCAGAGAUGCGCCAGCAGAGCGGGGUGUUUUCCAGAGUACAGCCGUCCGUCUCGCGUCUCCCGAUGACUCCAGGCUCAUUGGAUGUUCCAGGCUCCCGAUGUUCUCACGGCUCACGUCCUCUGUAGGAACGGCCACUUUUCCCAGAGUGCAUCCGAAAUGGGCAGGGCUCCGGAGGCGUUUCGUACGUUCCUUCGAAGGCCCGGGCCACAGUCACGCGCGAUGCCGUUUUGGACCGAAAUCUCUUUAGUGGGAAACUUGAGCUGCGGUGCCACGGUUUGGACGGGAAGCUCCCGGCGGCCCACGAGGGAAGCUUGUCUCUUGACUUUGAAUCGAAACCAAAGUGAGGAAGACCUUAUCUCUGCCAUGCAGGGGAACGCCAUGCCACGCGUCGGAUGACUCCGAGAAGAGGAACGGCAGGCCCUGUCGGCAGGGCUGCUCUCGCCCCAUCGCCGGACCCCCCAUUAGGGCAGCUUGCAGCAGACGCUCCAGUCCCACACUCCCUAUUCUCUCUCUCUCUCUCUCUCUCUCUCUCUGUUUCCAUGCGUCUCUCUUUGGACCUGAUCGCACACGCUGGGAUAAGAGGUUCUCACUCAGGACCCAUAGAUGAGUUUAUGAACAUAUUGGCCAAUGGUCACCUGACAUCAAUAGAGUAUUGUAACGUCUCCCGCCCUCUCGGCGCGGGCAGGCUUGGUGUAGAGCGAGCGAGAGCGAGAGAGACAGAUGAGGAGUGAAGAGGGGAUGGAGGGACUCUCCCCGGUUUCCUCACCUCCUCUUGUUUCGUUCCAUCCGUUAACCUUUUCGGAAGCAAACCCAGAGGUCCUCAAGCACUGCGAUGUUCUCGCAAUGAAGAACGAGGACCGAGUGGACCGUUCUGUUGCCGUAUUUCUUUAAUUCCCUGCACUAAGC